AUCUCCGGGGAUUUGCACGCCGGCAUGGGUUCGUUCUGUGGAUUGCUUUGGCUGGCAACGUGAUCCUGGUUACAGCGGUAAUUGCACUGGGCAGUCAGGUUUUCCAGGGCCACUCCCUGCAGACGGACACUGGCGCAGUCUCAUCGGUCCCCGAGAACGGCAGUGUCGCCCAGAGACACUCCCCCGGCAGAGAAUGCAACAGGAGCCUGGAGGACUUGGUGUCUCGCCUGAAGCAGAGUCUGUGUCACUCAGCCCAGAGCCCCUCAGCAGACGGCUCCAGCUGCAAACUCUGUCCCAUGGACUGGCUGUCACGCAGGGGAAAGUGUUACUGGUUUUCCAAAGACAGCAAAAACUGGAAGGAGAGCUGUGAUGACUGCUCCGCGAAGAGCUCUCGAAAGCUAGUGAUCCAAGACCAGGAGGAGAUGGAGUUCAUACAGAACGUCACACAGGGUAAAUAUCAUGUCUGGCUCGGGCUCAGUGUUACAUCUGCAGAGAAGAACUGGACCUGGGUGGACAGCUCCGUGUUAGACCAAACUCUGUUCCCAGUAACGGGUCCUGCUGACGUGAACAGCUGCGGGGUGAUAAAAGGGAAUCGGAUUCACUCUGAAACCUGCAGUGCUGAAUUCAAAUGGAUUUGCCAGAAGGAAGGUGUGCCGCUAUAAACAGUGGCAUUAGAGACACUCAUUCCUGUAACAGACCAGUACACUGCCUUGGGUUUCAGUCUUCGGGCCAGACUUCCAGGAGCGGAUGUGCCUGUGGAGACAUGUACGUGCAUCCUCAAACCAGCUAUUUGUAUCUUCAGCUCGGGUAAAUGCAUGUGCAAAUCAGGCCCAAGGGCAAAGGUGCAUCUCAUGGAUGUAAACACUGCACCACUGACUCGAGUCCAGCAAGAACACACCUCUUCCUCCCCCAAUAUCACUUUCCACCAUCAUUGAUUCCCUGGCUCCACCUCUUCCUCCUUCACCCCCUUCUCUUCACCCCCGCUGCCUCUUCUGCUUUCUGCCUCUCACGCCCAAUACUUCAGUUCCCUUGUUCUCCACCUAGCUCAGUGGGAGGGACACUUUCACAUCCUUGUUCUCCUGGAUCUGGUCUCUCUGUCAUCUUCACUGCGGUCCUGGGUCUUCUCCUGCUUUUCUGCCUAUUCCUCCUUCAGCAUC
Molecule: messenger RNA, 1157 nt
Organism: Terrapene triunguis (Three-toed box turtle)
Lineage: Eukaryota; Metazoa; Chordata; Testudines; Emydidae
Product: killer cell lectin-like receptor subfamily F member 1
Exons: 5
Source: RefSeq, a predicted model, not a curated record